Messenger RNA from Symbiodinium necroappetens, 525 nucleotides. The record is from the annotation of a GenBank genome assembly. Lineage: Eukaryota; Dinophyceae; Suessiales; Symbiodiniaceae.
AUGACAGCCCUCCCUCCUUUCGGUGAUGCCGUCCCCCUCGGCGACCCCGCCUGGUACCAGGGCCUGAACACUCCGUUCUACAAGCCCACGCAUGCGGCUUGGCGGAAGUACGUGCGGGACUACUGCGAGGAGGUUUUGGAGCCGGUGCUGGAUGACUGGGAGCAGUGCGCGUACAUGCACCAGACCUACGCCGAAGGCGGCAAGCGGGGAAUUCUGGCUUGUGCCGUGGGCAAGCCUUGGCCCAAGGAUUACACGAACUGCACAGCACCGGAGGAUUACGACAACUUCCACGAGCUCAUUGUAAUCGAUGAGACCACGCGCAUCAGCGGCGGCAUCUCUUGGGCGGUGCUCGGGGGCUUGAGCAUCGGCCUGCCUCCGGUAGUGAACUUCGGAGUUCCGGGCGACCGAGAUCUGCAAGCGCGAUGCAUCAGGGAGUGCCUCAGCGGGGAGAAGGUCAUCUGCCUCUGCAUCACGGAGGCCUCCGCAGGAAGUGAUGUUGCCGGCUUGGCGUGCCGUGCGGAGGAU